AUGUGGAGCAGGGGCUUGGAGUUGGCUCAUCAGAAGAGUGAAGCGGUGAUCCUGGCACGGAAACGGGCGUUUUUCUCACCCCGACUGACGAUCAACAGCCACCUGAUCCCAUUGCGAAAUGAGAUCAGGUACCUCGGCGGACUCGGGGUCAUUCUAGAUAAGCGUCUGACUUUUGCAGCCCACGCGAAUACUGUCGUAACGAAUGCAGCCUACUCAGCCGCUACUCUGUCCAGGCUUAUGCUGAACAUAGGCAGACCGGUUCAAUGGAAGAAGAGGCUGCUAGCGUCUGUUGUAGAAAGUCAGCUGUUGUACGCAGCUCCUGUCUGGAUAUCCGCCAUCACAGAUGUCACCAGAACCAGAGCGAUCUUGAUCCGUCUACAGAGGACGCCACCAUGA
Messenger RNA from Diuraphis noxia (Russian wheat aphid), 396 nucleotides. RefSeq lists its product as uncharacterized. Lineage: Eukaryota; Metazoa; Arthropoda; Insecta; Hemiptera; Aphididae. The record is from RefSeq and is a predicted model, not a curated record.